Messenger RNA from Anolis carolinensis (green anole), 2147 nucleotides. It is a transcript of the gene dhrs1, whose product is annotated as dehydrogenase/reductase 1. The transcript has a single exon. The record is from RefSeq and is a predicted model, not a curated record. Bases 156 to 1154 code for a protein of 332 amino acids. Lineage: Eukaryota; Metazoa; Chordata; Lepidosauria; Squamata; Anolidae.
CUGUGUUCUGCGCAUGCGUACGCCUGCUGGUGCUUGCCCAGGCUCCCUUCUGAAGCCUUGUCAGCGGUGGGCCGGGCAGCGAAGCAUAAGGGCGGUAUAUAAGCCGGGCGCCGAGGAGGGAGGCAGGCAAGCAGGCAGCACUGCAGAAGCGCAAGAUGGCAGCUCCGGGGCGCCCGCUGUCGGGGCGUGUGUGUGUGGUGACGGGCGCCUCGCGGGGCAUCGGGAAGGGCAUCGCGCUGCAGCUGUGCGCGGCCGGCGCCACGGUGUACAUCACGGCGCGGGGCAAGGAAGCGCUGGAGCGCGCGGCGGGCGAGGCUCGUGCCCGCGGCGGAAAGUGCGUGGCGGCGGUGUGCGACUCGUCGCGCGAGGAGGAGGUGGCGGCGCUGUUCGAGCGCGUGAAGGCCGAGCAGGGGGGCCGGCUGGACGUGCUGGUGAACAACGCCUUCUCCGGGGUGGGCGCCAUCGCGGGGGAGAUGGGCCUGCCCUUCUGGGAGAGCGACACCGCCCUCUGGGACCAGGUCAACAACGCCGGGCUGAGGGGGCACUACCUCUGCGCCGUCUACGCCGCCCGCCUCAUGGUCCCCGCCGGAAAGGGCCUCAUCGCCAUCGUCUCCUCGCCCGGAGGCCUGCGCUACAUGUUCGACGUUCCUUACGGCGUGGGCAAGGCCGCCUGCGACAGGAUGGCCGCCGACUGCGCCGUCGAGCUCGGGCCCUUCGGCGUGGCCUGCGUGGCGCUGUGGCCAGGCCUGGUCCGCACCGAGAGCCUGGAGAAGGAGGCCAAAGCAGGCUCCAUGCCCUUCUACAAGGAUCUGAGGGAGAGGCUGGCCACCAUGGCAGAGUCCCCCGAAGUGAGUGGGAAGUGCAUCGUGGCUCUGGCCUCCGACCCCGACGUCAUGCGCCAUUCCGGCAAGGUCCUCCUCAGCCCGGACCUGGCCCGCCACUACGGCUUCCGGGAUGUCGACGGCAAAGAGGUCUUCAACUACGUCUCCAUCCGGGCCAUCCUCACUGAAGCCAUGCCCAAGCUGGCCUUCCUUUUCCGCCUCAUCCCCGGGUUCUUCACCAUCCCAAAAUGGGCCCUUACGCUUUAUUCCAGCAAGUUUGCCAUCUACCGACCCAUCCAGCCACCUUUUUUGAAAGCCUCCAAAAAAGACUGAGGCGUACAGAGUAAUGCCCCUCAAAAAAGGACCGACGCCUGUAUUGAAUACAUGAUGAUGCUCUUUCAAGACAGGACUGAUGCCUGUAUUGCAAACAUGGUGAUGUUCCUUUUAAAAAAAAAGACCUGGUGACUGUAUUGUGUACAGGGUGAUGCUCUUCAAAGAAGGCCUGAUGCCUGUGUUGUAUUGACAGUGAUGCAUUACAGUGUACACAAUAAAGGCAGCAGGCCUUUUUUUGCUCAGGAUUUCUUUUCUGACAUUUUCUAAGUAAUGCAAUGUUUUAUCCCUCCCCAGUUGUGUAUCUGCACCAUAGGGUUAAAGCAGUUUGACAUCACUGGGUUACUGUGAGUUUUCCGGGCUGUAUGGCCAUGUUCCAGAAGCAUUCUCUCCUACAUCUAUGGCAGGUACUCUCAGAGGAGAGAAUGUUUCUGGAACAUGGCCAUACAACCAGGAAAACUUACAGCAACCUAGUGAUUCCGGCCAUGAAAACCUUCAACAAGAGUUUGACAUCACUUAGAUUGCUGUGGGUCAGUGGUAUGGAAUCGAGCAAGUUGUAAGGUCUUCUGCCAUCUCUGCCUAAGAGGGCUGGCGCCACACCAAACUACAACUCCCAGGAUUUCAUAGCAUUGAGCCAUGGCAGUUAUAAAGUAUAUGGGCCUUUGUGCCCCCCCCCCCCCCCCCUUCACACAGCAGAUGGGCUGAUAAGGUGUCUGGAUGGGAUAUUGAAUGGGCAUUGUAUUACUACUAUAUUAAUUUUACAGGAGAAUUAAGUCAUUUGCAGUAAUGGAACUGACAGGUUUAAAAACUGCUUAGGGAUUUUCCUGGGAAACUAAAAGGUUGCCAGAAAUAAGUUUAAAGAACUGAAGCAGAAACUUUAAUUCUCUAUCUAGUUAUUCAUCUAAGGCUUUGACUUCAUCUUUGGCUGUAUUAAAAAUAUGUCAGAACAAGCUGUGUUGCACUAUUUUGCUAUUAAAUGGACUUGUUUUGACAGUU